AUGCCGGAGCUCUCGGCCUGCGUUGUCCGCGGCGGCCACUGCAUCGGCCUCCUCGACCCGGUGUCCAACAUCAUCCUCAACGCCCUCAAUCUCCUCUGCCGCCGCAGGUGCACCGGCGCUACCACCGGCGGCAAGAAGAACAGGGGCAAGGGGAAGGAGCGACCUUGCGACGCAGCGCCUUCAUGUCUUCUCAUAGCUUUGCAGUCCAACACGGGCCUCAUCGCCUUCAUGCGGACCUACUUCCGGUACCUGUCCGAGGGGCAGGCCAGGCGCUACCUCCGCCUGGCCGGCGCCGACCUCGCCGUCGCCGUCCAGCUCGGCGAGCACCAGCAGUUCACUCCACACGCCACCACCGGCGCCCCCCGCGACCUCUGCAGCGGCAGGACCCAGUACGCCCUCAAGGUCGCCGCGGCCAGAGCGGAGCACCCCGUGCCCGACGACCUGGCGCUGCUCGCGAGGCUGCUCGUCCCCUUGAAUAAAGACCACGCCGCGCCCCUCGCCGCCGUGCUGGAGAAGGGGCGGCCUCUCAGCGUCGGCGACGUCAACGGCAUCCUGGAUUUCUUCCGGCUGCAGCACUGCGCGGCCUCCCCUGCCGUCCAGGUCACCUUCCUCCGCAGCCCUCAGCCAGCGGACGCGGAGAUCAGGAGCUUGUUAUUUGGAGCAGAAGCAGCUGCCCACUUCUUCUGUCCCGUCGGCGAGAACCACGUCGCCGACGUCUUUAUCUCGUGUCGUGAUGAUGUACUACCUGUAUCUAGCAUCAGCGACUUGCGGACUCCAGACGAGAUGAAACACAAGUUAUCUGCCUCUCUGGAUGCCGCCGCCGCCACAAUUGCCAAGUGCAAGUGCACUCCUCCACCACCACCAUUGGCAAUUGGAAGAAGUGAUCGUCCUACUACCGCACCUUCCAUCACUGCACGCGAGUGUGAUCACACAAGGUAUCUGAAGGUAUGCCUCGUCGACACAAUCCAUGCUCUCUACAUCAAGGCUCUAUCGCUGCUGCCGCACAAGGCGCUCCACAGGCACCUCCGCGGCAUCCUGGUUGCAGGGCAUUGCUAUGGCCCCAUGGACCCUGCGUCCAACAUAAUUCUCAAUGCCAUCUGGUACGACACCGUAUUCCCUCAGCCGGAGAUGGAUGCUGGGUUUGAGCCGGACAUUCUCGACAGCGAAUCUAUGCUUCGCGUGGAGGUCCGCGCCCUCGAAAGCCUUGUUGCCUUGGUCUCCACAGCCACUGGCUUUUCGGAACACAUGGCCGUCGAAUACCUUUGCUACAAGCAGUGCGACCUAUCUGCGGUGUUACAGAUGGCAACAGAGGAGGUGCGCUAUAAGUUUUAUGUUUCUGCAGGCCAAGCUGGAAAACACCCCAAGCAUUUGGAGCUUGCAUCAUUUCUCAUGUCCAUGGCCCAUAAUGCCCUAAAGGACACCCUGCUGACCGACAAAGCAAUGAGGAAAGGCUAUAUCAUUUCUGAUGCAGUUCUGGAGCAAGUGUACAAAAUAAUGGAAGGUCAAAGCUCAUCCAUUUCACCAUCACUUGAUCAUCCUAGCCUAUGCCCACCAGCCUGGAAGAUGCUAGCAUCUAGGAAGGAUGAAUUUGUCAAGAAGCAGAAGUUCCUUGGUCGAGUCUUGGGAGAAUUGCUUGUUGACUACUCGAAUCAGCAUCCUUGGGAACCUGUUCCGAGGCUAGAUGUGAUAUGUGGUGUUAAGAAAGACUACAGCAGGCAUUCAAAGUUCUACCAUGUCAAUUUCUUGGUGUACUAUGAUGAUGUUUCUUCAGCCCGUGUGCUCUUUUUUGCUGAAGUCUGGGUGUCGAGCUUUCAGGCCAAACCUAGCACAUCUGUGAAUCUGGUAAAUGGACCAUGUAUUAGAUAUGGUCGCCAAGUUGAAUCUAAUGUGCCGUUCACCAAGGUUUAUAGUAUAUCUAGAAAGGAAUCAGAAACUUCAUUUUGUUGUCCACUACCUUAUUACAGUCCGGAUCAUCCAUACCUUGGACGUUGCACUUCUUGUGAGCCUAUUUCGUGCAAAAUUGUCCAUCCACCAUCUGGGAAUCAUACCGGGGCAAACUACAGUCAACUUGGAGAACUCUUUCAAUAUUUGAAUUUUCGUGAUUAUAAGCCUUCUGCUGCGGAUAGCAUAACGGAGUCAGAUUUUGUAUACUUUGAUUCUCAUAGGGACACCAAGUUUGCAGAAGGUCUCAAUGACAGAAGCUCUUUGGCGAAGAAGAAGGCGCUGAUCAUCCGCUGAUCCUAAUUAGGUGGAGGAAUAGUUGUUUGCACUGUGCCAAAGGAACCUUGCAAGCCCGAAAUCGCCAACAUGAGCAACCAUGUCAUCGUCCAGGAUAAUAUUGCUUGGCUUGAGGUCACAGUGAACAAUUGGAAAUGGCUUGUGGUGAUGUAAAUAGUCGAGUGCAGAGGCCACAUCCAUGGCAAUUUGGAGUCUCUCGAUGAGAUCUAGCACCUUAGGUUCAUUAUCUUCCUCAAGAUGCUUGUAUAACCACUGAUCUAGAUUACCAUUUGGCAGAAACUCAAAUACAAGAGCCUUGAAGUCACCACCUCGGGAGUCAAUACUGGAGCACACUGUUAUAACCUUCACAAGGUUCCGAUGGCGAAUACAUCUCAAAGCCUCACAUUCUGCUUCGAAACUCCGUGAUGCGCCAGCUUGUUGCAGGUUGAGUACCUUCACUGCAACCACAACUUGUUGGCCAGAAAUUUCCAUUCUUCCCUUGUAUACUGCACCAAAGCUGCCUACCCCAAUGAGGUUCUCUGAUGUGAAACCAUCGGUUGCCCUGGCCAAUUCAGCAUAAGAAACUCUGGUGUGUUCCUUAUUGGAGAAAGAGAUCUGUGGCUUUGCUCUUCUUA
Molecule: messenger RNA, 2852 nt
Organism: Lolium rigidum
Lineage: Eukaryota; Viridiplantae; Streptophyta; Magnoliopsida; Poales; Poaceae
Exons: 4
Coding region: 1-2238 (745 amino acids)
Source: RefSeq, a predicted model, not a curated record